This is a messenger RNA of Sorex fumeus (smoky shrew), 993 nucleotides long. RefSeq names its product ankyrin repeat domain 33 (gene ANKRD33). The record is from RefSeq and is a predicted model, not a curated record. Lineage: Eukaryota; Metazoa; Chordata; Mammalia; Eulipotyphla; Soricidae. Gene Ontology annotation, biological process: negative regulation of transcription by RNA polymerase II; negative regulation of transcription regulatory region DNA binding.
CAGCUGGGGGGCCUGUGUGGGACCUGUGUCCGCCGGGACCCAGCCCAGCUCCAAGUCCUGCUGGUGUCCCCGGAGGACGCAGCCCAAGUGGACAGCAAUGGGUGGACAGGUCUCAUGGUGGCUUGCUGCCACGGCUUUGGGAGCAUCGUGACCCUGCUCAGGCACUGCCCUUCCCUCGAUGUGGACCAUCAGGACAAAGAAGUGGACAUGGCCCGCAUGCUGGCUGCACAAGCAGGACACGUGCCUCUGGGGUGUGUCCUGCUCAACUUCUUUGCGGGCCUGGACCUGGAGCACCGAGACCAGCGUGGGCUCACAGCACGGAUGAAGGCGGCCGUGUGGGACCGGGCUGACCUGACAGCGGUGGAUCCCGUGCGGGGCAGGACAGCCCUGGAGUGGGCGGUACUGACCGACAGCUUCGCCACAGUGCAGAGAAUCUGGCUUCAGUGGCGGCCACACACGGAACAACUCAGCCGGCACUUCCAGCCCCAGUGGCCGAGGCUGGCCGGGGUCGUGGCCCCAGCAGCAACCUCUCCAUCUGUCCUGGAGCGACUGAUGUCCACCUUAUGCCUCUCCUUUGUCCAGUCUCCUCAGGAGGGAGGUGUCCUGGACCACCUUGUGACGGUCACAACCAGCCCGGCCAGUCACUUCCUCCCCACUGCCUGCCACACCCUGUGUGCAGACGACCCUCCAGCACGGGGCACCCGGAGUAAGUCUGUGCCAGAGUUGCUGGGCACUGCCCUGCCACGUGUCCCUUGCCCGCAGCCCCCCCAAGGUUGCCCUGGUCCCCGGCUCCUCACCCCUUUCCGGAGCCCCCAGGGCCUGUUGAGCGUGUGCUCUGGGUGGCUCCGGCCCAGGGACAGCCCCAGGAUCAUCCUGUGCAAGGCACCACAAAUGCCCAGGCCUGCAGGACAGCCGCACAGCCUGGCACCCCCGCGAUGGCAGUACCAGGUCAGGAGGACACGGAGGACAGAGCAGACGGGCGAGAUCAAGUAA